ACAGUAGCUUUUAUCCUAAUUCACGAGGGAUAGCUACAGCCGCCAACCAGCAGCAGGCGAGUGUGACCGUCUCAUAUUGAUCAUCCGGAAUAACAAGACAAUCCAAGCUUUGAAAUUUUCUCAGUCUUCUCCUCGAUCCCGAUCAUAAUCCAGCAACCAGCAUGUAUCUCUCUAAGGUCUCCGGCCUUCUUUUAUUGUUCCUCUUCACCACCACCUCCUCCUCCUCCUCCUCCUCUCCCUACUUUGACCUCUUCGAAUCCUGGUGUCUUGAACACAACAAGGCCUACGCCUCCGAGGCCGAGAAGCUCGCUCGCUUUCAGGUUUUCGAGGACAAUCUCGCCUUUGUGGAAAGCCACAACGCCGCCGCCAACUCGACCUAUUCCCUCGCCCUCAACGCCUUCGCUGACCUUACGUUACAUGAGUUCCGCGCUGUUCGCCUCGGUCUCAGCCUCGGUCUGAACCGCCAGCUCUCUGAUUCGGUCCGCGGCGGCUAUGGCGGUCAGGCGGUCUUCCGGGGAUCUGAUGCCGCUGUUCCGGACUCAAUUGAUUGGAGGGAGAAGGGGGCUGUAACACAAAUCAAGGAUCAGGGAAGCUGUGGUGCUUGUUGGGCCUUCUCUGCCACUGGUGCAAUUGAGGGAAUAAACAAAAUUGCUACUGGAUCUCUUGUGAGCCUAUCUGAACAGGAGUUAAUCGAUUGUGACCAAACUUAUAAUACUGGUUGUUCUGGUGGGCUUAUGGAUUAUGCUUACAAUUGGGUGGUGAAAAACCAUGGAAUUGAUACAGAGGAAGAUUAUCCAUAUCAUACUGCAGAAAAAAACUGUCUUAAAAACAAGCUAAAUCAUCGCGUUGUGACAAUCGAUGGCUAUACUGAUGUGCCUUCACACAAUGAGAAAUUACUGCUGCAGGCCGUUACUAGUCAACCGGUUAGUGUUGGUAUUUCUGGUAGUGAGAGAGCAUUUCAGUUGUAUUCAAAGGGAAUUUUUACUGGCCCAUGCUCUACAUCAUUGGAUCAUGCUGUACUAAUUGUAGGCUACGGUUCAAAAAAUGGAGUUGACUACUGGAUCUUAAAGAAUUCAUGGGGAACAAAUUGGGGAAUCAAUGGAUAUAUGCAUAUGCUACGUAAUGGUGGAACUUCUCAAGGUGUUUGUGGAAUAAAUAUGCUAGCUUCAUAUCCAACUAAGACUAGUCCAAAUCCUCCUCCUCCUAGCCCAGGCCCAACCAGGUGCAACCUUCUGACAUAUUGCCCUUCUGCCACUACCUGCUGCUGUACUCGAAGCUUUCUAGGACUGUGCUUUUCUUGGGGCUGUUGCGAGCUUGAAUCCGCUGUUUGUUGCAAGGAUCACAGUUCCUGUUGCCCACAGGAUUAUCCAGUCUGUGACAUCGGGACAAAGCAGUGUUUUAAGGGUAGCAAGAAUUCCACUGGAGUCCAUGGAAUUAAGAAGAAAGACUCGUUUCUGAAAUUUGGAUCUUUGAUUCCCUUUAUUGAUUAGACUUUUGAGCUACAGUUAAGGUAUGUGUUUGCAGUAUGAUCAUCUUUGAUAGUAUUUUGCUGCUCAUUUUGUUUGAGAUGCAAUAUUGUAUUAUAAUCUCUUAGCACAGUUGUUGAUUUAUAUUUAAAUGUUGUGAGUACUGUAUAAUAAGUUUGCAGUUGUUUUCAAUUAUAUUGUGCUAUUCAAAAAUAGUACAGUUUAUCAAUAAGAGAAACAUAUUUAGAAUGUUCA
This is a messenger RNA of Dendrobium catenatum, 1721 nucleotides long. Its product is annotated as low-temperature-induced cysteine proteinase. Gene Ontology annotation, cellular component: lysosome. NCBI's taxonomy places the organism in Eukaryota, Viridiplantae, Streptophyta, Magnoliopsida, Asparagales, Orchidaceae. The record is from RefSeq and is a predicted model, not a curated record. The transcript has 5 exons. Gene Ontology annotation, molecular function: cysteine-type endopeptidase activity. Bases 162 to 1490 code for a protein of 442 amino acids.